Molecule: messenger RNA, 4950 nt
Organism: Peromyscus leucopus (white-footed mouse)
Lineage: Eukaryota; Metazoa; Chordata; Mammalia; Rodentia; Cricetidae
Product: F-box/LRR-repeat protein 21
Exons: 6
Coding region: 263-1567 (434 amino acids)
Biological process (GO): G2/M transition of mitotic cell cycle; SCF-dependent proteasomal ubiquitin-dependent protein catabolic process; regulation of cell cycle
Cellular component (GO): SCF ubiquitin ligase complex; cytosol; nucleus
Molecular function (GO): protein binding
Source: RefSeq, a predicted model, not a curated record
GCCCACGGCUUUAGGCAGCGCUGGAGCGCGCCCACCUGAGAAGCGAGCUGCUGGGGUUCGGGAAGCAGAGUCCUGGGCUGGACCUGAGGGCUGGACCUGGGCUGGCUGCAGCUCAGGCGUACAUUCUGAGUCAUUUUAUAGGUCAGUCCUGCUUCUGGGAUCCUACCUUGUGUUGUGGUUAAGAAAUGUUUCACAUCACUCAGACUGGAUCACAUGACAAAUGUACCUACACUGUAAAUAAAUAUCUCAGUAUAUUUGAAGAAUGAAGAGGAAUAAUUUCUCUGCUGUGAAUAAAGUUGUCCAGACUCCGCCAGUAGUGAAGCAGCCCAAACGUGGGCUCUGCCCUUCUCUCACCCAGACUCAUGUGCUCUCUGUUCUUCUAGACUGGGGGACUUUACCUCACCAUGUGAUAUUACAAAUUUUCCAGUAUCUUCCUUUAAUAGACCGAGCCCGCGCAUCUUCUGUGUGUAGGAGAUGGAAUGAAGUAUUUCACAUUCCUGACCUCUGGAGAAAGUUUGAGUUUGAGCUGAACCAAUCAGCCACUUCCUAUUUUAAGUCCACUCAUCCUGAUCUCAUUCAGCAGAUCAUCAAAAGGCAUGCUGCGCAUCUGCAGUAUGUCAGCUUUAAGGUUGACAGUAGUACUGAGUCCGCAGAAGCUGCCUGUGAUAUUCUUUCUCAGCUGGUAAAUUGUUCUAUCCAGACCUUGGGAUUGAUUUCAACAGCCAAGCCAAGUUUUAUGAAUGUGCCAAAGUCUCAUUUUGUGUCAGCGCUUACAGUUGUGUUUGUCAACUCAAAAUCAUUAUCAUCCAUUAAAAUUGAAGACACGCCAGUGGACGACCCCUCCCUGAAGAUCCUGGUGGCCAACAACAGUGACACUCUGCGGCUCCUGAAAAUGAGUAGCUGUCCUCAUGUUUCAUCUGAUGGAAUCCUCUGUGUGGCUGACCACUGUCAGGGCCUCAAAGAACUGGCAUUGAAUUACUACAUUCUGAGUGAUGAACUUCUCCUUGCACUAUCGAGUGAGACUCAUGUAAACCUCGAACAUCUCCGAAUAGAUGUUGUAAGUGAAAAUCCUGGACAGGUCAAGUUUCACUCCAUUAAAAAACACAGUUGGGACGCACUGAUUAAACACUCUCCGGGAGUUAACAUUGUCAUGUACUUCUUUUUGUAUGAAGAAGAGUUUGAGACAUUCUUCAGAGAAGAGACCCCUGUCACUCACCUGUACUUCGGGCGUUCAGUAAGCAGAACCAUUCUAGGCCGAAUAGGUCUUCACUGCCCACGGCUCAUUGAGUUAGUGGUGUGUGCAAACGGCCUUCAGCCCCUGGACUCCGAACUUAUCUGCAUUGCCAAGCACUGUAAAAACCUGACAGCCUUGGGCCUGAGUGAGUGUGAAGUCAGCUGCAGUGCGUUCAUUGAGUUUGUAAGACUCUGCGGCAGAAGGCUCACCCAGCUGUCUAUCAUGGAGGAGGUUCUGGUCCCUGAUGACAAUUAUACCCCAGACGAAGUUCACACUGAAGUUUCUAAGCACCUGGGAAGAGUAUGGUUCCCAGAUGUGAUGCCUAUCUGGUAACCAGCUACCAAAGGUUCCAAAUGUUGGUAGAAUUAGCUGUUGUCUGUCUAUGCAAAUGUAAAUUUUGAGAUGAGCUGCUGAACUAUUUUAGGUUAAAUAUUUACUGUUUGCCAGCUGUCUUAAUUGGUUGAUGCAGAAUCAUAUGAAAACAAUAUAACAAAUUUGAAUAGCCGGAAAUCUUUAUCAGUAGGACACAGAUACUAUGUGUUAAUUAGAUGGUUGAUAGGGCAGAUUACAGAUACCUAAGAUUUAGAUAGACUUAGACUUCUUAGUCCUCUUUGGAGGCAUAUUUUAGCUUACUAAGAAAUUUAUAUAAUUAAUAUAUAAUUAUAAUUUAUAGUAUUAGAUCCCUUUAAGUUAUGUAUUUUUAUGUUACAACCUCAUGUUAUUUUAAUUUCAUCUCUUUCAUUUUGGUACCAAUACAUGUGUUACAAAAUAUAUACUGUUAAAAAUCAAGGUACCAUUAUAGAGUUGUUCAUCAUUGUGCUUACAAAAUUUUUAGCAUCUUGUGAUUCAGUAAACAACUUUGAUUUCUAGAGUACUUUAAAUUCAUUUUUAGAUUAACUUGUAAGGUAGUUUGCAUUAUGUUAAAAUCCAGUAAUACUAAUUCAUUUCAUAAAGAUACAGCAAAUAGAAGAUACUGUGAUUAUUAAUUGAACACACGGUGUGGGUGAAGAGGUAAGUUUUGCAGAAUGUGUUUGGAAAUCAGUGUUUACUAGCCUGCUGCUGUUGAUCUGGGACUGUGCCAUGUCCUUUGCACAUGUGACCUGUCAUUUAAUUAGUAACCCUGGUGACAUCCUUCAUCAGCUUGCCCUUAGACUGGAGAUGUAGUCUUAGAAGUUGCCUGGGUGCUCGGCUUCAUUUCCAGCCACUCUACCUGCCCUUUGCCCACUUCCCACCUUCUCUGUUUCUCCAACUGCCCUGCACUCGGCCACCGCAAAGCAUCUGUCCAUCUCUCUACCUGCUCCUCUGUGCUCCCUCAGAUCUUUCCCCUGUGCACUUCCUGGGGGACGUUGUCCUCGCCGCUGUCCCAGCUCCUGAGUCAGACCCUUUGCUCGUGUCCAGAGUAUUCUGCUCUUCUUUGUAGACCCAUUGCUGUGCUGUGUGUGGUCUGCUUAUCUCAUUAUGACUGGUUUACUUCAUUGUGUUGUAAACUCCACCAGGACAAGAUCACUGCGUGUGUGUGUGUGUGUGUGUGUGUGUGUGUGUGUGUGUGUGUGUGUGUGUACAGUUACUAUUAGAGGUCAGCUUUCAAAAAAAGAAACAUUUUUAUUAUUUUCCAGUUUUGAGUACUUUUCAUUAUCAAAAUGCAAGUAUCCUCACCUAUUAAGCAAUUAGGAUGCACUGUAGUUUGUAAAUAGUUUGGAAAAUAGACUUAUUUUCCAUACUUAUUGUCCAUACUUAUGCAUUCUUAUGGUGAGCUCUGCAAGACAUGUGUCUUACAUUCACUUGUGUGUUCCUUGAUCUUCGAACUGUGUGCAAUAGUGUGUCCUGGGUAACAACAAUAGUAAUUCUUGAAGACAGAGUUCUAGUAUUGCAGAUCAUAUCAUUUAUACACAUUAAGAUACUAGAAAGAUGUGCCACAAUUUAAAACUUAAAAUCUAAUCAGGGUAACAGCACCUCAGGCAUAAAAGAAAUGGCUUAAGUGCGAUGGAGCUGGGGUCAGGGUAAUGGAAAUACUGAGUAGAUAAGCCUGUGGCUUCACUUGCUGUUGCCUCAGUGAGAUAACGCUGUGCACAGCUGGAUAGGAGGCUGGCAGAGUGCCAGUGGUGUGCACACCUGCAUAGGAAGGUGACAGAGUGCCAGUGGUGUGAACACCUGGAUAGGAGGCUGACAGAGUGCCAGUGGUGUGCACAGCUGGAUAGGAAGGUGACAGGGUGCCAGUGGUGUGCACAACUGGAUAGGAAGGUGACCUAGUGCCAGUGAUAUUUGCCCUAGAAGCUAAGGCAGCAGAACAGUGGGAUUAGAGAAGAGCCACCAAGGGAUGGUUUUCCCUACAGCCUGGUUGCACCACAAAAGGAAGACUGGCGUCUCUGAGACGUAUGACACGUUCUGGUCUAAGUAGAGCUUUUCGGUGGCUCCCGUGGGAACCUCACGAACCAAACACCAUACUGAAUCACAGUGAUCUACGUUUAUUAAUUCGUGUCCAUCCCUCUGGUUGGUAACCUCCUGGGUUAGUAAAAGGAAGGACAAACAUUGUAAAGGCAGCUGGGAACAACACAAGAAGGCGCUGGGUCUGCAACGCGUCCCCUGGUGGAAGCGUCUCCGUGUCCUUUCGAAGCCUGUGAGUUCCGCUCUACCUGGGAUCGGAGGACCUGGCUAGAUGAGUGCAUUUCUUAGAGAUGGGUCGUAAACUUGAGCCUUUGAAAGCAUUUUAGUCCUAUUUGCAUGCCUGUUCAUGUUAAAGUAUUUGUGUUUGUUGGAGGAUUGUGGGAACUUUGAGAUAAUUUUGUGGGCAGAAGCAAACGGAGUGGGUGGAGAGAAGGGUCCUUCUGUCCGUCAAACAGAAGAAACAACAACUGGACUGUCUCUAUUCCCUCUUCCUUCCUGUGGUCCUUGCAGGCCUCCUUUGCUAUUUGCAGAGUCAAGGGACGGGUCAGGAGGGUGGGCAGACAGUGAGUGCAUCUGCAUUGCUUUUGUCCCCCAAGUGCGAUCAGUGCCCUCUUAAAAGAUGUGUGAGUUCACCCUUCUGUGGACCUAACCUCAAUUGGCUGCUGACCUUGCUGUUCCAUUAAAUUAAUUUUCUACAACUAACUAAAAGCAAUUUCAAAAUAAAAAUCCUUUUAUCCAUAUUCACUCACAGUUAUAAAACAUGACAAUAUCUGGCUCCACAUUUUUAAUAACUUUUAUGAAGAAAAGCAAGUUUCUUAGUGUUCUUUGUCUUUUGUCAUUUGGACCUUAAAUCAGAACCUACGAGCAGCUCUGAUGUAAUCCACUAGAGGGCGCAGUAUUCUAGUUCUUCCUAAGGAAGAUGUUCUUUGUCUGGAGUUUGCAUUUCUCUAUAAUGUGCAUGGCAGGCAGAAGGUAGUGCUCCUGCGCUGCUCUGUGGACUUACAAUCAGCUUGGCUUUGAAAAUGCUAGCCAUGUUUUACUGUGUUCACCUCCUAAGCACCAAUCCAGAGUGUUGAUUAUGUGGAACAAACUUCACUGGUCAGCUAAUUUAGAUCCUUUUCAGUGGCCUCCAGAGCCACUUCCGUCGGAGUCUUAGCGGGAGUGUGAUGCUUAGCUUUCGGAAGCAAAUGCAAUCCACUGGAACGAUACAAAGUUAGUGGGCACCAGUGAGUGUUACAGAAGGUCAUCAAACUGAACAGUGAUGCAUAUAUUUUUUAAAUCAAAAUUAAUUUUGUGGGAGAUUGGUUUGAGACAGGGUUUCUCUGUGUAGC